This is a messenger RNA of Arabis nemorensis, 207 nucleotides long. The record is from the annotation of a GenBank genome assembly. NCBI's taxonomy places the organism in Eukaryota, Viridiplantae, Streptophyta, Magnoliopsida, Brassicales, Brassicaceae.
AUGAGUACCAAAGGAGAUGAUUCUAGUUCUAAGGUGGAUCGGGAGGUGAAGAAAGAACCAGCGAGUGUGAUUCCCGUCAAGAGGAAGCUUGUGAAGACUAGGGCCGCGAAAACCAUUAUCUCUGCUCUCACUUCCUCCGGUUGUAGCCGGAGCUCUGAGUCUACCGGCGACGGUAAAGGAGCGCGCGUGUACCCCACUCGUACUUGA